Cicer arietinum (chickpea) is the source of this 2319-nucleotide messenger RNA. Its product is annotated as BTB/POZ domain-containing protein SR1IP1-like. Lineage: Eukaryota; Viridiplantae; Streptophyta; Magnoliopsida; Fabales; Fabaceae. The record is from RefSeq and is a predicted model, not a curated record. Gene Ontology annotation, molecular function: protein binding.
CGAAAAACUGUUAGUUAAGCUCACCUAGCAUUGAAUACUUAAUGUUCUUAUUUGAAGAAAAAAAAUAAAAAAUAAAAGUUUCAAGAGAUUAAAAAAAAAAAAACACACUUCUCUCACCUUCACCUAAGAAAAUUUAAAAGGAAUCUUCAUAUAUAAAAGGUAACCUUGGUCCUUGAACGGUUGAACCCAUACUAUAACUAACUCAAUCUAUUUCCUUUUUUUUUUUAUUCGGCUUCAUCAUCAAUUAUAAUAUUAUAGUGAGCUAUAAAUCUUUCUGUUCUUGCUAUGGUGGAUCGUGGUCAAGACAAAACUACAACUACUGCUAGUGACUUGUCCCUGAAAAAGAAAGAGCUUCUAUCUAGUGCCAUGAAAAGAACAAGUGAAUGGAUUUUUUCUCAGGAGAUUCCAAGUGAUGUCAAAGUCCGGGUUGGAGAAGCUUCAUUUUCAAUACAUAAGUUUCCAUUGGUCUCCAAGUGUGGAUACAUUAGGAAACUCGUCUCAGAAUCUGGUGAUGCUGACGUGCCCUUAAUUGAACUCUCUGAUGUUCCUGGUGGAGCAGAAGCAUUUGAACUAGCAGCAAAAUUCUGCUACGGUAUAAACUUCGAGAUAAACGUCGAAAACAUCGCCACGCUUCGUUGUGUGGCAGAAUAUCUUGAGAUGACAGAGGAAUAUGCAGUUGGUAACUUGGUUGGAAGAACUGAUGCAUACUUGAAUGAUGUUGCACUAAAGACCAUUGCAGGUGCUGUGUCUAUCUUACAUAUGUCAGAAAGCCUUCUUCCAAUAGCAGAGAAGGCGAAAUUGAUGAGUAAAUGCAUAGAUGCAAUUGCUUAUAUAGCUUGUAAGGAAAGUCAAUUGAGUACAUCUGGAAGAAGUGAUAACAGUGGCUCUGAUGGAGUGGCAUCUUCUAUACCAUCUCAACAGAGACCAGUAGUUGAUUGGUGGGCUGAAGAUUUAACUGUCCUUAGAAUUGAUAUUUUUCAAAGAGUUCUCAUUGCAAUGAUGGCAAGAGGGUUUAAACAGUUUGCUAUUGGUCCUAUUUUAAUGCUCUAUGCACAGAAAUCUCUACGAGGUUUGCAGGAUAUAUUUGGAAAGGGAAGGAAGAAGAUUGAACCAACACAAGAGCAUGAAAAGAGGGUUGUUUUAGAGACACUAGUGAGCUUAUUACCAAAGGAGAGGAAUGCAAUGUCAGUAAGCUUUCUAUCAAUGCUGCUUCGUGCAGCAAUAUAUCUUGAUACAACAGUUGCUUGCAGGCUUGAUUUGGAGAAGAGAAUGGCAAUGCAAUUAGGACAAACUGUUUUAGAUGAUCUUCUCAUUCCUUCCUAUUCAUUUACUGGGGACACAUUAUUUGAUGUGGAUACGGUUCGUAGGAUCAUGAGUAAUUACCUAGAAUCUCAAAUGGGUAACCACUUUGUACUCAAUGGUGAUGAUGAAUACUUUUCACCUCCACAGAGUGAUAUUGAAAAGGUUGGAAAGCUAAUGGAAAAUUAUCUUGCUGAAAUAGCCACUGACCGAAAUUUAUCAGUUGCUAAGUUCAUCAGUCUGGCUGAAUUAAUUCCUGAACAAUCAAAGCCUACAGAAGAUGGAAUGUAUAGAGCCACAGACAUCUUUUUAAAGGCUCAUCCCAAUUUAAGUGACAUGGAGAGAAAGAAAGUCUGCAGCAUGAUGGACUGUCAAAAGUUAUCUCGAGAGGCAUGUGCACAUGCUGCUCAAAAUGAUCGGUUACCUGUCCAAACGGUCGUUCAAGUUCUCUACUACGAACAGCAACGACUUCGCGAUGCAAUGAAUGGCAAUGAAAAUGUGGAAUCUCCUUCUGCUAAUGCCAAGCUAAAUGUAUAUUCAGGUGAUACUCAAUUUCAUCCAGUUUCAAAUGAAAUCACAGGCUUACGAAGAGAAAAUGAAGACCUUAAGUUAGAGUUAGUGAAGUUGAAAAUGAAAUUAAAAGAGAUUGAAAAAUCAACAGUUAAAGUUAAAGCAACUGUUAUUAAUAGUCCUUCGGUAAAUUCCUCGCCUUCUGGUUCUGCUGAUAAGCCUCCUCUGCCUCGAAGAUCAUUCAUAAGUUCGGUGUCUAAAAAACUUGGGAAGCUUUCUCCUUUUCCACGCAUUGAUGGUAUCACACCUUUUGCUAAAGGUCGAACAAAACCAAACAAGGAUCGACGCCACUCCAUUUCCUGAGUCUAUGAAAACACAUUAUUAUAUUCUUUUCUAGUUUUUGCUUGUGUGUGAUUCUAUGUAAAUUAUGUCAUCGCGAUCUUUAUUUAAGGGAGAACUUUAUUGUAAAGGAUGGUGAAAAAAUAUAUAUAAUUCUUGAGUUGGAUUGCA